Messenger RNA from Actinia tenebrosa (Australian red waratah sea anemone), 3661 nucleotides. RefSeq lists its product as uncharacterized. NCBI's taxonomy places the organism in Eukaryota, Metazoa, Cnidaria, Anthozoa, Actiniaria, Actiniidae. Gene Ontology annotation, molecular function: beta-catenin binding; calcium ion binding; cadherin binding. Gene Ontology annotation, biological process: multicellular organism development; adherens junction organization; cell morphogenesis. The record is from RefSeq and is a predicted model, not a curated record. Gene Ontology annotation, cellular component: adherens junction; plasma membrane; catenin complex.
UAUGAAAUUACAACUCUAGCGUUUUUAGGCGAMAAAAAUUCAGAAGAAUCAAAGAUCGCAACGAACUUGGUCCUUUCAUUAGUGGCUCAGAGGAAGAAUUUCAGUGUUGGAGCGCGAUGAUUUCCAAGACUACUUUGUUGCUGUUGCUGAUGAUGGUAGCAGUUUUAUGUGAAGGAGGAAGGAGACACCACUUCAGGACAAGAGCUAGAGACAAGGGAUGGAUGCAAAAUUUUACAGCCAACGUAACCUCAGGACAGUGUAGCAAGCGCACGGUGGUAAUGACCAAAACAAAUGGUGUGCUACGCUCCCCAGGGUACCCCCGUGGGUACGCCAAAGACCAACGCUGUACAUGGCACAUUGGUGUUCCACGCGGGUUUAGAAUUCGUCUGAGGUUUCGCCGUCAGUUUCAGAUACAAACUUCCGCYGGAUGUACCAAGGAUCGCGUGAUGCUUGCGCAGUCCAAGCAGUUUAGGAAUCCGCUAAUAUUUUGCGGUAACAGCAGACCUAAUGGAUUGUUAAUACCCAGCAACAAUCUGUGGGUUCGGUUUGAGUCUGACAGUAAGGGUUCUGCUAAGGGAUUCUUUGCUUCAUACACUGCGGUUGAUGAAAACGAAUGUGAAAAACCUGUUUGUACAUUCCCGAGUCUUUGUCGUAACAUGGUGGGUAGUUAUGCGUGUGACUGUCCUUACGGGUACGGUAACAAAGGAGGACGAAGGUCGACAAAGUGCAUAGAUAUUGAUGAAUGUAAARUAGGAACAGCUCGUUGUGAUCAUACGUGUGUCAAUACAGACGGUAGUUAUUAUUGCAUGUGUAGAAAGGGCUAUCGACUGGCUUCUGAUGGCAAACGAUGCCGAGCAGACAUGAAUGAGUGCCAGCAAGGAAUUGCAGGUUGCAGUCACUACUGCCGCAACACGCGAUCUUCCUUCCGUUGUUCCUGUCCCGCAGGAUAURUUCUCCACACCGACAAGAAAACCUGCUUUCCUGAGAUAACUUUUAACAGUCAGCAGUACUUGGCAUCUAUCAAAGAAAACUCCAAACUGGGCUCCCUUGUCACAACAGUAAGCGCCAACUCAUUCUUAAGCUCCAAGAAAAUGUAUUACCAGUUGUUGACCGAGAAUCUCCAAACGCCCACCAAAUUUACCAUUGAGCAAAAUUCUGGCAAAAUCUUGGUAAAUGGUGCGUUGGAUCGGGAGAAAUCAGCUGAUUMUCUUCUGGAAGUGACAGCGAGGUUCCAGAGUGUAAAUGGUUCUGGAACUCCUGGAAGCCUGGCGAGGACCUUCGUAAUCGUAAAUAUCUUGGACGAAAACGACCAUGCUCCGAUCUUUGUACAUCCGUCCUUCUACAUGAAAAUCCCGUGUAACGUGACUGUUGGGAAGAUCGUAUAUCGGGGCGUGCAGGCCAGCGACAACGACUCAGGAAACAAUGCAAAAAUCAAGUACAAGUUCCAAACRAAAACAUCAUAUUUCGCUAUUCUACCAAACACCGGAAGAAUUAGACUUCUGAAGAGCCUCAGACGCUUCUGCAACUCUGUUCCCGCCAAAACCUUCAGGUUAUCGAUUCUAGCACGUGAUCAAGGCGUGGUACMCAACAUGGCGCAUGCGUGGAUUCAGUUUCAUGUUCUGCCUCCAGGAAACUUGUCUCGAAGUGUGGCUCUGAUUCACGCGAAGUUUCUUGAUCCGGCCAAAACUGAUGACACCUUUACGAGGCACGUGCGCAACCCAUGGCAAUACCGUCAUCGGAAAGGAAAAUAAUAGAAACACCAACAGCGUGUAGUAGUAGUGCUUGACUAGAAUGCAUGGUACUUUGACGCGGAAUAGAAACAGAAAUCUUCCAAUACUAAGACAGAAUGUAAGUUUAGGUGGUAUGCACUAAGUGAUAGUAGGAUGUCGUGAGACAACGAGAUAGAAAUAUGCAUGGACAGAUGCAGGGGUUCAUUAUGAUAACGAGCAUACGGUUGGAUAGAAAUCUCUAAGAAUGGAAAGGUGGGCAAAGGAUUGUAGUUGGGAUAUCGGAUGGAUAGAUGAAUGAAGAAAUAUACAGCUAUUUCAAAAAGGUUGGUAAAGAUUUUGUCGCAUGUUGCAUCAUGCCUGAAAUGCACUAUGAGUGAUGUGAAUACAAUCAGCAAAAGGUCACAACGAUAUGGAAUUUUACCAACAUUUUACCAUAUUUUUUUCUGUAAUGACAUAUUUGCGAAUUCAACAUGCAACAUGCAGCAUGCAACAAACCCUUAGUCAACGUUUUUUGAAAUAGCUGCAGACGAAAACCGUUGUUUCGUACAGCAUAUAAGAGAGAGAGAGAGAGAGAGAGAGAUCAAGAGAGAUCAAGAGAAGAAGAAGAGAGAAAGAAAGAGAGAAAGAGGUGUCUUCUUUGUGCGUUAUUCUUUCUUCGACGUUGGUAUUUCUUAAGAAGAGUUCAUGAAUAAAUAUUAGGAGAAUAACAUAGAUAAAUAAGCUGCCAAUUAAGUACAGAAUGAUAGCGGAGAUUUCUUAUMUAAGAGACAGCAGUGUUGCAGAGUUUAAGGGUGUUUUGAGUAAAAAAUGUAUAGUUUUCAAUGCAAAAUUUUAGAUAGGGCGUAAUGUUUUUCAUCCCUAGUUUUUAUGGGAAAUAGAGUGCUUGAAUGCGUUGCAUGGCUGUUAAUCUAGUUUCUUAAGCAAAGUAAAGAAAGGCACGAAGUGUUCAAAAAAACUGUUAGUUGUCUGACAUACGACUGAGGACAUUACGCUUAAAGGAAAGGAAUGCAAAGUCUCGGGGCUUUCCAUGUGCAGUGAAUUAAGAAAGAGAAUAAGAUAAGGUGUCAGCUGAGAGUUGUAUAGUAUACAAAGUGUAAUUAGCUGUAAACAGAAACUUAUAAGGGAGUGUAAUUAACAUUAUACAUAACCGUGCUCUCGGAAUAUUCAGAUAUGCAAAUUAGGCGUUUUGAUACCAUAUUUGGAAUUUUGAGUUUGGUUUCAAUAUGGCCGCUUCUCGCUGAAUUUCCUGACUUUCAGAGGAGAUUUAAUGAAUCUUUUUAAUCGAAUAUUUGGGAUAUCUGCCUUUAAGAUUUGGUUUUGGGAAUUUUUGAAGCAUGCAAGAGGACGUGAAUAUUGUUGAGUAUUCCGAAGCAUAGUAUAAAAGAAAUGCAUGGCUGUUACACGUUUCAACCCCUUAUGAAUUUCUGCUGUAAAUAGAUGACGUGCAUUAAGAUGUAGUAAUAAUUAAAUGGCUAAUCUUUCUUUUUCUUGCAAAACGAGGCAAAUUCAUUAAGAGUCUUUAUAAUAAAACGAAAUAUUCAUUAGCCCUUUUUUAAAGGAAGGGAAAUAGAAGAGUGUGAUUGGAGAAGAUGGGAAGAUAAAGGAAGGGAAGAUAAGAACAGGAGAAAAGGGAAAAGUAGAGAAGAAACAGACAUUGGGAAGGGGAGUGGAGAAAAAGGGAGAAAAGAAAGAAACGAUAACUAAAAGAAUGGGAAGGGGAAAAGGGAAUGGAAAUCAAAGGGAAGGAGAGGGGAGGAAAAGACCUUUUUCGAUUCCCAAAUUACUGUACCCUGCGAGCAAAGUCGGUAAAGGAGACUGUGCUCGAAGGGUAAAAUUACUGCUGUGUUUUCUUGAUUACAGUCUUAUUUACUCAGGCUUAACCAAGCGGUAUCAGUGUCAAAAUAUUCACAUAUACCAACGGUAAAAUAAAG